This is a messenger RNA of Didymosphaeria variabile, 1140 nucleotides long. RefSeq lists its product as uncharacterized. The transcript is spliced from 2 exons. NCBI's taxonomy places the organism in Eukaryota, Fungi, Ascomycota, Dothideomycetes, Pleosporales, Didymosphaeriaceae. The record is from RefSeq and is a predicted model, not a curated record. Bases 1 to 1140 code for a protein of 379 amino acids.
AUGUCUGUCUCGCACGCAAAUAGCCCCUCCCAGGGCACUCCUCGACGUAUCCUAGGAGACCUCACGCCCAAGGCACUGAACACGCCUUCGAAACGCGCCGACCUGUCCGAAAACACGCGAGCACAUAGCCCGUUGAAGCAGAUGCAGACCCUCUCGCCACAGCUCUUCGGAGACAAGGAAAAUGCCUUGAACAGUGCGGUGAAGGGCAGGAAGAGGAGUAUUAACGAAGUGGAUGACGCGGAGCGCAUCGAUGCGAAGGUCAGGGUAGGAGGGAGCGCGAGUGGAAACAUGGGACUGAGCGCGGCUGCAAUGCGCCUGCACACGAGUAAUACCACCAGCGACCUCCCAGUGCCGGGUUCUCCCACGGAGCGCAACUCGCCAACGCCAGAACCUGAGCAUAUGCAUGAGGCGGUCAACUCGCAAGAUACGCAGGGCACCAACAACUCCUUCUCGGCACUGAUCGACUUCGAUCUAUGCGCCAGCCAGAACAGCGUCCAAGCGCCCGCGUCACGCGCACCGUCACCCCCUUCGCCCGUGUUGGAAGAGAAUAAUUCCAGGGCGGACCUGCUCCGCACGAGACUAUGCUUCGGUAUCUACAAAGUCAAGACGAAUCAAGUGACGAAGAGCGGCAGCGAUAUCAUAUCGACAUGGGAGUCGUCAUUCUACCACGCAACAGACGCGUCCACUUCCAUGGCCAUAACAUCUUUCGAUGGAUCAAAAGACGUGCAUCAAGUGCCCGAUAUUACUAUAUCCUCAGCCAGACGCGACCAUCAACCAGUAUUCGUAAAAGCGAAUCUCGAUCCUUUCCGUCCCAUCGGCAACCUAAAGCUCACGCCUGCGCCUGUCCUCCUGCCGACCGCUACCUCUUCGCGCAUAUUACAUGAUUAUGACAUGCCCUCGUCUCCACCACAAGUCAUCUCCCCCGAGCAGCUCAGAUCUCCAGUGAAGCAAAGACUAGACUACGCGACGCCAGUGAACCAGAGCCCGCGAUCAGAGCGGGCGGAAGAUGAUGUAGGAGAUGGAAGCGCGCAAAGUGGGCUGAGGAAAUUGCAGAGAUUUCAAGAAGGCGAGCUGACGAGCUCUGCGGUGAAGGGCAAUGCUGCGAAAGGGCUGAUGCAGCUGAUGGCUGGAAAGCGGUAG